Caenorhabditis elegans is the source of this 1996-nucleotide messenger RNA. RefSeq names its product Peptidase M1 leukotriene A4 hydrolase/aminopeptidase C-terminal domain-containing protein (gene ltah-1.2). The transcript is spliced from 8 exons. The record is from RefSeq and is marked reviewed. The coding region runs from base 2 to 1879 and encodes 625 amino acids. Gene Ontology annotation, molecular function: aminopeptidase activity; metallopeptidase activity; zinc ion binding. Gene Ontology annotation, biological process: proteolysis. NCBI's taxonomy places the organism in Eukaryota, Metazoa, Nematoda, Chromadorea, Rhabditida, Rhabditidae. Gene Ontology annotation, cellular component: cytoplasm.
AAUGUGCCAAUUACAUAAUUUCCGUCCAAAACGGGAUCCGUGCUCGGCUGCCAAUAUCAAUGAGAUAACCGUCGAGCACACGGCAAUCAAAUGGACCGUCUCGUUUCAGCUGAAGAUGAUAAUCGGGCAGGCGACACUGCGCUGCAGAUGCUUAACUGAUGCCACAAAGCUGGUCCUUGAUGUCCGCGACCUCUCGAUCCGUUCUGUAUCCAUCAACGGUGUCGACUGUGACUUCAGAAUUGCUCCAAAUGUCUACACUUUCUUCGGCUCCAAAAUGAGUGUGUACCUUCCACCGCAGUUCCAGAAGGCUGGGACUAUUUUGCAAGUCACUGUUGCCUAUGGAACAUCGCCGGAUGCAACUGCUUUGCAGUGGAUGAAGAAGGAGCAGACUGCUGAUAAGAGGAUGCCAUACCUUUUCUCCCAAUGCCAAGCGAUUCAUGCUCGCUCGAUCGUCCCUUGCAUGGAUACCCCGUCCGUAAAGAGCACCUACGAGGCAGAGGUCACCGUGCCUACUGGAAUGACCUGUCUCAUGUCAGCCAUCGGCCAGGGAUCCAAGGGAGACGAUGACACUACCACCUUCUUCUACAAGCAGCCAGUCGCAAUUCCAAGUUACCUGAUCGCUAUUGUGGUUGGGUGUCUUGAAAAACGAGAUAUCAGUGAUAGAUGUGCAGUUUGGGCUGAGCCAUCAGUCGUUGACAAGGCUCACUGGGAGUUUGCGGAGACUGAGGAUAUCCUAGCGUCUGCUGAGGAGAUAGCUGGGAAGUAUAUCUGGGGAAGAUAUGAUAUGGUUUGUCUACCACCGUCCUUCCCGUUCGGUGGAAUGGAAAAUCCAUGUCUGACCUUCCUAACGCCCACGCUGAUUGCUGGGGAUAGGAGCUUGGUGAGCGUGAUUGCUCACGAGAUCGCACACAGUUGGUCGGGCAACCUGGUGACGAAUUCCAGCUGGGAGCACUUUUGGCUCAAUGAAGGGUUCACUAUGUUCAUUGAGAGAAAGAUUUGCGGACGGUUGGUGUCGGAGGAUUAUCGACAGUUUAUGGCGUUCAAUGGAUGGACGAAUUCGUUGAUUCCAGCAGUCUAUGAGCAAUUCACGCCUACUCACCAGUUCACAAAGCUCAUUCAAGACCAUACAAACGUCGAUCCAGACGUUGCAUUCUCGUGUGUUCCCUAUGAAAAAGGAUCAGCACUGCUCUUCUACCUUGAGCAGAAGCUCGGAGGAAGUGAGAUCUUUGAGGCUUACCUUAAAGAUUAUCUCAAGACGUUCGCACAUCAGGCGAUUGAUAGUUGGCAGUGGAAGGAUCAUUUGUAUAAGUACUUUGCGGAUCAGAAAGAGGUUCUUGAUACAGUAAACUUUGAUUUAUGGUUCAAUGGAGUUGGUAUGCCACCAGAGAAGCCUAACUAUGGGCAGUCGAUGGUUGAAGCUUGUGAGGUCCUUCUGAAGAAGUGGCUUGCCGCCGAUGAAAGCACUGUUGGGGACAUUACGUCUGAAGAUUAUUAUGCUAUGCAGCCCCUUCAACAGAUUGAGCUGCUAUCCCAGCUGUGGCAGCACGACCCUCCAAUUGAGCACUACAAAUUGGAUGCUUUGAACAAGCUGUACAAGUUGAACGAUUCGCAGAACUCUGAGCUAUUGUUGAACUGGCUCCGAUUGUGCAUCAAAUCCAAAUGGGAAGAGUGUAUCCCGAAGGCGCUGGACUUUGUCAACUCUCAAGGCCGCCUCAAGUUCUGCAGGCCGAUUUACAGAGACCUCGCUCAAUGGCCGAUUGCCAACAAAAAAGCCCGUGACGUCUACCUCAAGGGACGUAGCCAAAUGCAUCCGAUCACCGCCGAAAUGAUCGCCAAGGACCUUCACAUUCGUCACUCGACUCACACAGUUUGCUUCUAAGCUUUCCCUGAUUUUAUUUUGUACAUUCCCACCACCCACGUACUUGUGAGCUUGUAGGUCUUUCCCCUUUUCCCCUGAUUUUCGUUAAAUUGUGGUUAAAUAAACUUGUUUUUUUUU